UCAUACGAAUCGACUUUCGUCCGGCUCUAGUUUUCACGCUCGACGUUUUUUCGUUUAAAAUCGCAAAAAACACAAACAAAUCAGUGAUAAAUAAUAUUGCAACCAAGCGGUAGCUCAAGCGGAACUGUCGACGCAUUAAUUACGAUUACGACAUAAAAACCAUCCAGUGUAUGUGCACUUCAGUUGUUGACUAACUUGCCACUAACGCAAAAGAAUAUUUUGAGCGGAUGUGCGUGUGUGUUUGUGUGUGUGCGAGCGAGAUAUCAUGCACUUUGUGUAGAAAAAUAAAAGUAUAAAAAAGAUGCCGAGCAUUUAGAUAAUAGUUCAACCGCAAACGCUUUUGAAACGGACUCCAGCUGGGUAACUCGUGUGGCAAACUGAACCCAAACCGGCAGAGGCAGCGGCAGCAGGAACAGGAGCAGGACCUGGACCAGCGGCACUGGCAACCACCUGGCCAAAUGGGUGGCAACAGCACUGGAGCGAACACGAGCGCCUUUAGCGCAGGCGGUUACAUUGGGCCCACGUCGGCCAGCAGUCAUCACAGCCUGGGAACUUCAUCCGCAGCAGCGGCGGCGGCAGCAGCAGCAGCAGGAAGCGACCUGAUACCCGCACCCAUUGGCACGGGCCACGCCAUGGGUGUGUCCUCGUAUGCGUACGGAGGCACCAGCUGGGAGGAGUUCUGCGAACGACACGCCCGUGUGGCUGCCUCGGAUUUCGCCAAGGCCUGCAUCACGUACAUCAAUGGCAAUCUGCCGCCGGAGGAGGCGAGGAACAUCCAGCAUCGCAGCUUUGCUCAGAAAUUUGUGGAAUCCUUCUCGGCGCACUAUGACACGGAGUUCUUUAAGCGGAGGAGCACUCUGAAAUCGGGAGCGGGCUCGCUGGACUUCGAGGAGGAGCACGAGGUGCCGAAGCUGCUCUCAAAGUCUCUACUAAGACGACUAUCAUUCAAAGGACUGCGCAAGGGCAAGAUUUCUCUGCUACAGGCCUUCUUCCACAAGAACUCGGAUGAUGUGGACGGCAGCGGUGGCAGCGGCAAGCAGAGCAAGACGAAGCUGGCGAAGAUCGUGGUGGAGUGCCGCAAGGAGGGCACCGUGAACAACCUCACGCCGGAGAGUCUGGAUCAACCGACGGGCUCCCAAAAGUGGGAGAAGUGCCGACUGGUGUUGGUCAAGGCAGUGGGUGGCUACAUGCUGGAGUUUUACACACCUCACAAGGCGACGAAGCCGCGCAGUGGAGUCUUUUGUUUCCUCAUCUCGGAGGCGCGCGAAACCACGGCUCUGGAGAUGCCGGACAGGCUGAACACGUUCGUCCUGAAGGCGGACAACAACAUGGAGUAUGUGAUUGAGGCGGAGAGCGCUGAGGAGAUGCGUAGUUGGCUAGCCACUAUACGCUACUGCAUGCGAACGCCACCCACUCAGCAGCCAACGAUCGAGUCGGACGGUGUGAUGGCGUCCGCCAUGCAAACAUCGCCCACAAAUCCGAGUCCCAAUCCCAUUGGCGGCAUUCAGAAUCCCCAGUACCAGCAGCAGGGCGGCUCCAAUGGCAAUCUGGUGGGAGGCGGAGCUCCACUCACCUCAUCCCUGUCUGCAGACAGUGCUUUGGGCCAGGGAGGUGCCACAUCUGCCAGCGAACUAAAUGUCAUCAACGAGUUGGGCACCACACCGCCCUCGGGGCCACCAGAUAUACCUGUGCGACCCCAUCGUGGUGAACAGCGCCUGUCCGCCUCCAGCAACUUCGAUGGCAUCGAAGGCACCGAAAACGAUGCAGAUGUGGCGGAUCUGACGGCUGAAAUGAGCGUCUUUCCCUGGUUCCACGGCACACUGACGCGAUCGGAAGCUGCGCGAAUGGUCCUGCAUUCGGAUGCGGCCGGACAUGGAUACUUCUUGGUGCGACAGAGCGAGACGCGCCGCGGAGAGUUCGUCCUGACCUUUAAUUUCCAAGGACGGGCGAAGCAUUUGCGGCUCACCAUCUCGGAGAAGGGUCAGUGUCGCGUGCAGCACCUGUGGUUUCCCUCGAUCCAGGAAAUGCUCGAACACUUCCGCCACAACCCAAUACCUCUGGAAUCGGGCGGCACUUCGGAUGUGACUCUAACCGAAUGGGUGCACUCACACAGCAGACUGAAUGAUCCGACGAUGGCAGCAAAUCAUGACUCAGGACAACUCAACGAUCUUUCCACGAAUGGCAAUGGCAAUGGAAAUGGAAACGGCAAUGGCAAUGGCUACGAUAAUGGCCAGGGAUCCUCGAUGGCAUCGAAUGCGGCCGGAGGAAGUGCAUCGGGAGCUGCUGGCGGUGGCCAUCCGUCGCCGAGACAUUGCAACGAAGUGAUUACCAUGAAUCUGAGUGUUCGCCUAAAGACAAAUGAAAUCGAACUGCCACAGGAGCCAACACACGUCUAUUUUCCGGAGCAAGUCUAUUUCCAUUUGGAUCCCACAACGCUAACAGUGCACGGAUCACCGCCAACGGCCCAGAAUUUCCUGGACCAGCCACAUCUGCGGGCCUCGAACGCCUCCCUUCAGGCAGCUGCCCAUCAUACGGCGGGCUCUGCCAGCAACCGGCAUCCCAGCGAUGGUGGCAGCAACAGCGGCGGAGCAGCAGGUGGAUCGGGAUCCAGUGGUGGAGCCGCCGAAUGCACCGGACGGGCCGUCGAUAAUCAGUACAGCUUCACCUAAGUCCGCGCGAUCGAUCCUCAACUGCAUUUCGUGGCUUUACCAGCGGAACUUUACUUUUGUGCCAUUUUAAUCAUUGUCCUGAAGGAGAGAGGAAAAUUGUGUUUUCUUUUUUCGCAUCCAAUGUGCGUUCUUUGCUUUCUUGAUUCACUUGUUUCUAUUUUAGUUAGUACCUCUUUUGGAAGACAUGAAGUAACUGAACAUUAUUAUGUAUACAUUAUAUAGCUAAAUGUGUGUGUUCAUUUUAAGUACAUCAAUGUUGUAUGUAUAGAAAAGAAAAACCUACAAAGAAAAACCUAAAAAAAAAACGCAAAUGAAAAUUGUACGAUUUUUGUGGGCACCAAAGGUGCGACUCAUGCGAAUCCUAAAACUUCCUGCUUUACAAAACAAAAAUACAUACAUAUAUACUAUACUUAUAAAUAUAAAUUAUAUAUACAUAAAUAUAUAUUGAAAUUGGUAAACUACAAUAAAUGAAGUUAUGUAAAAGUAAA
Molecule: messenger RNA, 3157 nt
Organism: Drosophila santomea
Lineage: Eukaryota; Metazoa; Arthropoda; Insecta; Diptera; Drosophilidae
Gene: Lnk
Product: SH2B adapter protein 1
Exons: 4
Coding region: 459-2669 (736 amino acids)
Biological process (GO): intracellular signal transduction
Cellular component (GO): plasma membrane
Molecular function (GO): transmembrane receptor protein tyrosine kinase adaptor activity
Source: RefSeq, a predicted model, not a curated record